Messenger RNA from Carica papaya (papaya), 3478 nucleotides. RefSeq names its product LSD1-like2 (gene LDL2). The record is from RefSeq and is a predicted model, not a curated record. NCBI's taxonomy places the organism in Eukaryota, Viridiplantae, Streptophyta, Magnoliopsida, Brassicales, Caricaceae. Gene Ontology annotation, molecular function: protein binding; oxidoreductase activity.
AAAGAUUCAGAGAAAUAUUAGGGGAUCAUGUCUUGGAAGGGAAGAGAAGAGAAGGCAUGAGAGCCGAGAAUAAAUUUCUUUUCUCUUUGAUUGUUGGACUAGGGCACGGUUAUCGGCCCCUUGAUUUUGCUGUACCCGGGCUCGGUCCGUCUGUGUUUUCCACUUCCCUCCAUUCCAAAUUCUAAUUCGCGGGGUUAAUAUUCCCACUGUUCUCGCGUUAACGGAAGAGGAAACCCUAAGCUACUACUCUUUCCUUCGAAUGAAAAUCUUCAAUCCGCAAAUUAACUCGGAGUUCUAACAGGUGAGUCACCUUGCUUUUCCUUUCAACUGUCCUGCAUGAGCUUCUCCGUCUUUCGCAUAUCAAAGUUAAUAAUCGAACUUCCAGAGAAAAAGACUUAAAUCAGGGCUUACGCUUACGUUCUUCUUAUGUAACCUUGUCAUGGGUAUCUUGGUUAUGUGAUUCGCCUUGAAUCUUUACCAAUUCGCUUCGCUUGGGGACAUUUGAAGUUUAUGGAGUGUAUAUAUGGGGAACCUAUGUAAAGAUUUUUGAUGGAUAUCCGUUGAAUUUUAGCAAAAGAAAUUCCUAUCUAAUUCUUUUUGUUUCUAGACGAUAUAUGGGUAGCGUUGUGGAGAAAUGCGUGGUUUUAUGUUCUUGGUGGAAAGGAGAAACCCGUUUGAUGUUACUGCAUUCAAGACGAUGUCUAGGUGGUGCUGAGGAGGAGAAUUUAAUUCCUUUCUUGGUUGGUUGUGCAAGCUUGAUGGAUUUGAAGAGAAUUUGACAGGCUAGUGAAGAAACCUGGGAUAUUCAGAAGAAUGGAGACCUCUGUUUCAAAUGGAUUGGGUUUGAGGAGGACAUCUAGGAAGAAAGCGUGUAUAAGGAAUUAUGAUGAAAAUUUGAUGGAUGAGUUGAUAGAGAACCAUUUGGGUGGUGCUCUGAGGAAGAGGAAUAGAACCAGGGAAGAGUUAGAAAAAGAGACUGAAACAGAGGCUAUGAUAGCAUUUUCUCUAGGAUUUCCGAUAGAUGCAUUGCUCGAGGAAGAAAUUCAAGCAGGUGUGGUGAGAGAAUUGGGUGGGAAGGAGCAGAAUGAUUAUAUUGUUGUGAGGAAUCAUAUUCUUGCUAGAUGGAGGAGUAAUGUGCAGGUGUGGCUAACAAAAGGACAGAUUAGAGAAACUGUGAGCAGUGAGUGUGAACAUUUGAUUUCUUCUUCCUAUGACUUUCUUUUGCAUAAUGGAUAUAUUAAUUUUGGGGUUUCCCCAUCUUUUACAUCUUUUUCGUCUGAAGAGGCAACUGAAGCUUCUGUUAUAAUAGUUGGGGCUGGACUCUCUGGGUUGGCAGCAGCAAGGCAGCUCUUGUCAUUUGGUUUCAAGGUUAUUGUUUUGGAAGGAAGGAAUCGUCCUGGUGGAAGAGUUCAUACCCAAAAGAUGGGUAUGAAAGGCAAAGCUGCCGCUGUGGAUCUUGGUGGCAGUGUAAUCACCGGUAUCCAUGCUAACCCACUAGGAGUUCUUGCUAGGCAACUCUCUAUUCCACUACAUAAGGUUAGAGAUAAGUGCCCUUUAUACACACCGGGUGGUGCACCUGUUGAUAAAGAAAUUGACUCAAAGGUUGAGUUCAUUUUUAAUAAGUUGCUUGACAAAGUCAGUGAACUGAGACAAAUAAUGGGCAGAUGUGCGAACAAUAUUUCUCUUGGUUCAGUUCUUGAGACACUAAGCCAGUUAUAUGCUGUGGCUAGUAGUCGUGAAGAGAGACAACUUCUUGACUGGCAUCUUGCAAAUUUAGAAUAUGCAAAUGCUGGAUGUCUUUCAGAUCUGUCAGCCGCAUAUUGGGAUCAGGAUGAUCCUUAUGAAAUGGGUGGGGAUCACUGCUUUCUUGCUGGGGGAAAUUGGAGACUGAUAAACGCAUUGUGUGAAGGAGUUCCAAUAUUGUAUGGGAAGACUGUUACUGGUAUUCGAUAUGGGAAUGAAGGAGUGGAUGUGAUUUUUGAUGGCCAAGUGUUUCAAGCAGACAUCGUUCUUUGCACCGUGCCUCUUGGAGUUUUAAAAAAGAGGAGCCUCAAGUUUGAACCAGAGUUACCUGAGAGAAAGCUUGCGGCAAUAGAGAGAUUGGGUUUUGGUCUCCUGAAUAAAGUUGCGAUGGUAUUUUCUCAUGUAUUUUGGGGGGAAGACUUGGACACAUUUGGAUGCCUCAGCGAAGAUAGCAAUCAGCGCGGAGAAUUCUUUUUAUUUUACAGUUAUCAUACAGUGUCUGGAGGUCCAGUACUAAUUGCACUGGUGGCUGGAGAAGCUGCAGAAAGGUUUGAAUGUACAGACCCGUCCACUUUGCUUCAUCGUGUGCUAACCAAACUUAGAGGUAUAUAUGGUCAGAAAGGCAUAGACGUGCCUGAUCCCACACAAACAAUUUGUACAAGAUGGGGUAGUGAUCCCUUUUCCUGUGGUUCGUAUUCUCAUGUUAUGGUACGAUCAUCUGGUGAUGAUUAUGAUAUACUAGCUGAAAGUGUAGGAAGCCGAUUAUUCUUUGCUGGUGAGGCGACAACUAGGCAAUACCCAGCCACCAUGCAUGGUGCCUAUUUAAGUGGCUUAAGAGAAGCUUCAAACAUUCUUCAAGCCACGAGCGGUAAUCAUAAUUUUUCACGGAAGUCUGUACCAAGAAAUAUUAGAACAAACUGUGAUAUACUUGUAAAUCUGUUUAGGAGGCCCGAUUUAGAAAUUGGAAAUUUUUUGUUUGUUUUCAAUCCGUUAACAGAUGACCCAAAAUCGAAGGGUUUUAUGAGAGUAACUCUUGACUUUUCUGGAGAUGAUUCUAGAAAGGUUUCAAAGGACAGCUGUGAAUCCCCUGUGAAUUUACCUUUGCAGCUUUAUACUGUAUUAUCUCGUGAACAAGCACAGGAGCUCCAACAGGUUACUGGAGGGGACAAAGGUAAACUAUCAUAUUUGAAUAAAAAUCUUGGAUUGAAGCUAAUGGGAACAAUUGCUCUGGUAAACAUUGCUAACUCCUCAAUCACUACCAUUCGAAGAGGAAGGUUUAGGAGGAGUGCAACUUCUGCUCAAUAAGAGUUAGAUAGACAUGUGCCAUCACUAUCAGUAUACAACUUUCAGGCCUUCAGAUUUAGCUUGGGGUCUGUUAAUGCAACUCGUGCUUCCUUGAAGUUGUCAUUUCCGUCGCAAGUGCUGCACUUGGGGAUUUAUUCAUCAAUUCCAAGCAGCUAAAGUUUCUUGUAGUUUGUUGUACUGGAAGCCAUUUACACCCUCAAAAGAUUGAAACCUAGAAAUUUUUUUCUCAAAGAACCAGGUCAGUUGUGUUUGUAAGGGCAGCUAUCCUGAACUGAGGAUGAACCAGUAGUUGCCCAUAUAGUCAGACCCGUUCGAGAAGAUUCAUUAUCUUUCCUUUUUUUUUUUUGGGAGACCUUGUGGCUCCGAGAUUGUUUAUGUGUACACUACAUAUUCAUUUGAAAUGCUUCUUCAGAGGUAAUACUUCUUUUAA